AAGCGCAACACUGGUCACAUGAUCGGCAGGUUGUUCAAGAUGGCAGACGCACCGAAAGUUUUGGUGUUCCUUGGUCUCUCUCAAUUUUUGACAAUUUUAGUGGUUGCAAAGAGUCAACUGGGAACAGUGUACAUGAAAAAUGGCCAAGCGUCCUUCGAACCUGGGGUGUUUGACAAACAGAGAGGGGCAGCUGUUGGGAACUUUACGGGUACUCUAAAUGUAACUGGUUGGGAUAUCUUGAAAGUCACAGCUGGCUAUGGCUUCAAAGGUCCAAAGCUUCUUGAUCAACACGUGAUAUUCGCCUCUGGCUACCUUGAAGGAUACUUAACUUCAGAGAGGAUCUAUCAACAUUGGCAAAACAUUAACAGCUCAUUCUUGUCAUUUAAUACAACACGCAAAUUUGUUCAAAAUAUAGAAACAUUUCUGGACUCCCAGUCAAAAUGGUCGAGAGAGAUGGUCGAGAGAGAUGCGGGAAGAACGCCUUUCUGGCGACAUGUUUCCUAUGUUCUGGCCCAGCUGGAUGGUGUUUUUGCAGGGUACAAUGAUGCUGCUGCAAAACUUCGACAUGUCCCCAAGUUACCUAAGUUUGCCUUUGAAUUUCUAAAUGGCGAGGGUGAUUUCGUCGACAUCCGUCAUGCUGUUGAUAAAGAGAACCGUCCAAAUUUUGAGAAGAUGACUCGUAAAGAAGUGCAAAGUUAUGUAUUGAGGAAUUCACAUUGUUCAGCAAUGAUAAGAGCAACUGGGGCCUAUGAGAAUAUCUUCAUGUCCCAUUCGACAUGGUUCCUUUAUUCCUCAAUGAUGAGGAGUUACAAGCAUUAUGACUUCAACUUGAGAGACAGAACAGCUAUCAAUAAGCAGGUCUCUUUUUCAAGUUAUCCAGGUAUGAUAAUCUCAGUAGAUGAUUUCUACACCAUGUCAAAUGGUCUUGUCAUGCUGCAGACAACAAAUAACGUCUUCAACACUACUCUCUAUGAUCACGUAAAGCCCUCAUCGAUACUUGCCUGGCAGAGAGUGCGCAUAGCUAAUAUGAUGGCAAAAGGUGGAAAAGAAUGGGGGCAUUAUUUCAGCUUGGAGAACUCUGGCACCUACAAUAACCAGUACAUGAUAAUUGAUCUGAAGAAAAUAAAACUGGGUCACGAAAUCGAGGAUGGCGCACUGUAUGUUGUGGAGCAGAUCCCAACUCUAGUAGUAUAUGCUGACCAAACGAAGAUGCUGCGAAAUGGUCAUUGGCCAUCUUACAACGUGCCAUUCUACGAGUCCGUUUACAACAUGAGCGGUUACCCGAAUAUUGUCGCCUUGAAGGGUUUGGAGUUUUCCUACCAGAUGGCGCCGAGAGCAAAGAUAUUCCGCAGGGAUGCAGACAAAGUGGAAACAAUGGAUGAUAUGAUGAGGUUUAUGAGAUACAAUGACUACCACCAUGAUCCAUAUUCAGAAAAUGAUCCGUGUAAAACCAUCUGUUGUCGUGGUGACUUGAGUGGAGACCAUAAUUCACCUACAAUGGGUUGUUUUGAUACUAAGGUGACUGACUACAACAUGGCAUGGAAGAGACAGGCCUAUGCAAUCAAUGGACCAACAACUGGAACUGGUCUUGAACCAUUCUCUUGGAGAGCACCAUUUAUGGACUCGCACAUUGGUAUGCCUAAGACAUAUAACUUCAAAUUCGUGAAGAUGGGACCAAGAGGCAUGUAGGAAUCGGGAGCCUUUACGAAUUUUGGUAUGGCAUCCACUCGCAUGAUUAAGGUGUGUUUUGGAAUGGCCAGAAACAUUCAAUUUGGGACUAUAUGUACCAAUCAAACUUGCCACAGGCAAAGGUUGUAUUUUUCAGCCCUUUGUUUAACCUGUAUUGUGUGUACACUGGCAAUCUGUCCUCCAUUAGCAGAAUUAACAAGGGUCCAAAACUGUGUGUAAAGUUUUAUUUUUUUAUUUCACCAGAAAAUGGUGAUGAUGACCAAAUCUAUUUGAACUCAAAUGGUACUAUUACAUUGUAUUGCUUGAUGUAUUUGUUAUAUAUUGAAGCAUAAUCAUCUGUACUUGUGAUAAAACUAAGUACCUAUGUAUGGCUUGUUGAGUUUAUUAAUUUUGUAUGUCACUUUUGAAUUGCUACAGCUGCUGUGGUCUGUUUUAAGCACAUAGAAUACUCUUAUUUCACUCAUUUCCAAGUGAAAUCAACUUGUAAGGUCAUGUGUUAAUAAUAAUAUUAGAUAAAUUGUAAAAAUGAUGCUGAAUCUCUUUUUAUUUUGUCGAAGUCUAUGUUUUGGGACAUUACUGCAUUUGUUGUCCAAGAAAUGUGCUCAAAGGUAUUGUGUUUUUAAGGUAUUUAUCCCUAGACAAUUUUGUUUUGGCAGACAACGUGCUCUCCAAGAGCUUACAUUGUUUCUGGGACGCACUGUUUAAAAAGGGCCUUUGAUAUAUUAUAAAUCGAUAACAGUACUAGCUUUUAGAAAUAAAGUAUUGUUUUUACCUGAAA
Molecule: messenger RNA, 2467 nt
Organism: Lineus longissimus
Lineage: Eukaryota; Metazoa; Nemertea; Pilidiophora; Heteronemertea; Lineidae
Product: phospholipase B-like 1
Exons: 10
Coding region: 19-1689 (556 amino acids)
Molecular function (GO): glycerophospholipase activity
Source: RefSeq, a predicted model, not a curated record